Molecule: messenger RNA, 2103 nt
Organism: Thermochaetoides thermophila DSM 1495
Lineage: Eukaryota; Fungi; Ascomycota; Sordariomycetes; Sordariales; Chaetomiaceae
Exons: 2
Coding region: 1-2103 (700 amino acids)
Cellular component (GO): membrane
Molecular function (GO): sucrose:proton symporter activity
Source: RefSeq, a predicted model, not a curated record
AUGACGUCGUCACCGGCAGCCCUUCCAGACGCGGCGCACCCCGCAGAUAGCGACCAUCGUCGCUCGCUUUCUUCGGAUGCAGUCAAGAAGUUGGACGUGGAACAAACGACGCGGUCAUCUCGAAAUGGCGGCCAUAGACAAGAAGGGCAUCGGGAUGCCCCUGUGCCCCAAGAUGGCUUGAACGAGCAGUCCCCUCUGCUUUCUCCUAGCUCCUCGCACGGCGACGAUGACCCCCUCCAUCCCCAUGCCGCUCACAAUGAUAUGGAAGAGAGCCAAAAGUCCAAGAGUCUGUGGUACCUCAUCCUCUUGACCAUCGGCAUCGGCGGCUUGCAAAUUGCUUGGUCUGUCGAACUGUCCAAUGGCUCGCCCUACCUACUCUCGCUCGGUAUGAGCAAGUCGCUGGUCGCUUUGGUCUGGAUUGCCGGUCCUCUAUCCGGGACUCUUGUCCAGCCUUACGUUGGUAUGCUAAGCGACAGCUGUCGUAUCAGCUGGGGGAAGCGCAAGCCUUUCAUGAUUGCCGGCGCUGCCGCCACUAUUGCGUCUUUGCUGUUCCUUGCUUGGACCAAGGAGAUUGUUGGGGGGUUUCUGGGUCUCUUUGGUGCCCCGGCAGACUCGAACUUUGUCAAGGUGUCGAUAAUCGUCGUUGCUGUGCUCUUUGUCUAUAUUCUCGACUUUGCCAUCAAUACGGUGCAGGCUGCUAUUCGUGCCUUCAUCGUGGAUUGCGCGCCCACUCACCAGCAAGAGACGGCAAAUGCCAUGGCCAGUCGCUUUGUUGGCAUUGGUAACAUCGUCGGUUACCUUGCCGGCUAUACCAACCUGCCCGCCGUCAUGUGGUUCUUCGGUGACACUCAGUUCAAGGACCUUUGCGCGAUUGCCAGCAUCGCCUUAGCCCUCACUGUUGCCUUGUCAUGUCUUUUCAUUCGCGAGAGGGACCCACGACUCGAAGGCCCUCCGCCAAAGGAUAGACCUGGCGUCUUGGUUUUCUUCCGGAAGAUCUUCAAGUCAAUCAGGAGGCUCCCUCCUCAAACCAAGAAGGUCUGCCAGGUGCAAUUCUGUGCCUGGAUCGGCUUCUUCCCCAUGCUGUUCUACACCUCAGAGUACAUUGCCGAGAUCUACGUUGAUCCCUUCCUCGAGAAGAACCCGCAUAUGACGCCUGAAGAACUCGACAAACUGUACGAGGAUGCAACUCGUCAAGGCACUUUUGCCUUGCUUAUCUUUGCCAUCGUGGGCCUGGCCACCAACGUCUUCCUCCCCUUCUUCAUCGCCCCGUCAAUCGAGACCCGGGUUGAGACAGCCGGCGACGAUGCAAACUCACUGAAAGACUACGACGGCGCAAAGAAGACCUGGCUCGACUACCUGGUCAUUCCCGGCUUCACUCUCCGGCGUGCUUGGAUGCUUGCUCAGAUCCUCUUCACCAUCUGCAUGUUGUGCACUCUCCUCGUGCGUAGCAUCACCGCCGGAACCAUCCUCAUUGGUCUGGUCGGUAUCACCUGGGCCCUGACGCUUUGGGCACCAUGGGCUAUCAUCGGCGCCGAGAUCUCCCGCCGUGAUGAGAUCAGGCGUGCCCAGUACGCCCAGCGCCAGCGAGCGAGUAACCGUGGCGUGACUUCUCUCGACGGGUACUCCUCUGACGAGCACCAGACCCCGCGGCAGUUCGGGAAUAAGAAGGAUGAGGAACAAGACCAGGCUGGAGUCAUCUUGGGAAUACACAACAUGGCUAUUGCCGCGCCUCAAAUCAUUGCCACUAUUCUCAGCUCCAUCAUCUUCCGCAUCUUCCAGAAGCCGCGUGGCGUGCCUGGUGAUCACUCUAUCGCCAUCGUCCUGGCCCUGGGCGGCUUGACGGUGUUUGUUUCGGCCUUCCUGAUCCACACUAUUCGUGACGACCCGGGCAUGCCUGUGGAUGCGUUCUGUGCGAUUGAGGAUGGCGAAGUAGAGGACGAGGAUAUUAGUCGAGAUGAGCGAGGUGAAACGAGCGGUCGGGUGUCGUCACGCCGGCCGAGUACGAUUCGCAGCAGACGGUCGGUUGAGGUCCUUCCUAGGCAGAGCUUGGAGAGGGCCGCGCUGGUGAGGAAUCAAAGCUUUGGUGGUAUGGAGUAUGAUUAA